UUUUAUUUUGAUAAUAUUAUAACAAUAAAAUGAGCGAAGAUGGAGAGACCAAGGCUGAAAAGCCCCUUACCAUGAAGGGCUUUGAUGCAAUCUAUAGGGCACUAGACUCAAAAGCAGCCCAUACUUCCUUUGGAAAUUUACCACUGUCUUAUGAGAAAACAGCACCAAAUUUUGGAUUUGGGACUCAGAAUAAAAAUGAUGGCGAUAAGGUCUUCAUGGGUGAAGAAAUGGCAAGGAAUAUUAAUCAGGGAAAGCACUCUCCAGGGCCAGUCUAUGAAACUCAUGAUAAGAAUAAGUAUAAUAAGGCGCCUGGCUGGGGCUUUGGCUCUGAUGGUAAGAUGAAGAAGAUCAAACCCAAGUAUGACUUCUAUGAGAAUGAUCGCUUCUAUGAUGAUCCUGUUGAUGCUGAUCACAAUAGGAAAAAGAAAACAUUAGCUCCAAAGUUUGGUACUGAACCAAGAUUUCCAGUAAAUGCUUUUGAAAAGGUUCCAGGUCCUGGAUAUGAUCCGCAAGAACAGCCUCAUAAGAAAAAGGAACCUAAGUAUACUUUUGGGCAUAGAAGAACAAAAGGAAAUCAGAAUGCAUUAGUGAACCAGACUUCUACUACUAAGACUGUUGGGCCUGGUCGCUAUGCACCAGAGUCUUCUGUGAAUACAAGCAAUAAAAAGAAUAACCCAAGAUGGACUCUGUCUAAGGCUGGAAGGUUUGCUACUGGAAUCAAAGGGUAUGACAAACAUCAGACAUAUGAUAUUAAAGGAGCUGUAGGAAGGCAGCAAAACUCAAAGAAAAAAUCAGCUCCUUCAGCUCACUUUGGAACUGCGCCAAGAGAUAUAUCAGCAAAGAUGGGAACUUUUAAAGACGGCAUGACAGGGGCAAUGAAAGUCAAGAUGCCUCAUGCAAAGUGGUAA
This is a messenger RNA of Moneuplotes crassus, 908 nucleotides long. NCBI's taxonomy places the organism in Eukaryota, Ciliophora, Spirotrichea, Euplotida, Euplotidae. The record is from the annotation of a GenBank genome assembly.